This is a messenger RNA of Amyelois transitella, 2862 nucleotides long. RefSeq names its product pituitary homeobox homolog Ptx1 (gene Ptx1). The transcript has 5 exons. Gene Ontology annotation, cellular component: nucleus. Gene Ontology annotation, biological process: anatomical structure morphogenesis; regulation of transcription by RNA polymerase II. The record is from RefSeq and is a predicted model, not a curated record. Gene Ontology annotation, molecular function: DNA-binding transcription factor activity, RNA polymerase II-specific; RNA polymerase II cis-regulatory region sequence-specific DNA binding. The coding region runs from base 501 to 1658 and encodes 385 amino acids. Lineage: Eukaryota; Metazoa; Arthropoda; Insecta; Lepidoptera; Pyralidae.
GUGGUGGAGUUAGGUUCAAAUUGCUCCGGGAAGUGGCCGAGAUUAGAGCCAACGCGGGCCGCACCGCGCCGCGAUCGUAAGCCCACUUAAGACUGUUUUUAAUACUAGUAUUUUUUACGCGAUCCCGACAGGAUUUAGCGGAUAAGCGACGUCGUCGCGAUCGUGCGCUUUGAUUUAUCGGUUUCGGAUUCGGAAUUGGUUUGUUUUCUGGUGUUUACGUUAGUGGGUGACGGCCGGUGGCGAGUGGACGCGUAAUCCCGCGGCUUGUACCAGAUUAUAACGGAUAUCACCGGAUUUCGUGCACUGUGAAAAUCUACAUCACGAGGAAUCACUGAAACGAGCUAUACUCACCGGCGUACAGUCAGCGUAAUUAAUUUUGUGCUCCGGAUGCUCCACGGUUAACCCGGAAUCCCUAGUCGCCGUCGCGACCACUUCCCUCCGCGUCACCACCAGGCAUCACCAUUCACCUCCGCGUGUACAAGGAAGCGCUGGCGGCCGGCAUGGAGCCGCUAAGCGAGAACGGGCUCUGUCUAUCCGAGUUAGACCUCCACGGCGGGCACCUGCACGAGUCAGUGGCGGCCUCUGUUGGCUCGGCCAUCUCCAGUCUGAUGGCCCCGUUGCACCACGAACCGCAGCAUGCACCGUUGCAUCACGCGCCUCCGUUACACCACGAGCCGUUGGAGAAGCUGAAAUUAUGGGCAGAAACCGGGGAAUUCCGAGACAGCGGGCACUCGUCACUCGCAUCCGGGGGCUCCGGGGUGGAGCAGUCUCUGUACGCGCCGCCCAGACCCCGGCGGGACCGUAAGCAUACCGAUGAUAGCAAUCGUCCCCUAACAUCGGAACCAACGAUAAAAACGGAGUCAACGACCCCUGGCAUUGGUCCCGACGAGCCUUCUAUGGACGACAAAGGGGACAAGAAGAACAAGAGGCAGCGACGUCAGAGGACCCACUUCACCAGCCAGCAGCUCCAGGAAUUGGAAGCUACCUUCGCGAGGAACAGAUACCCUGAUAUGUCCACGAGGGAAGAGAUCGCUAUGUGGACUAAUUUGACGGAAGCGCGAGUGAGGGUAUGGUUUAAAAAUCGGAGAGCUAAAUGGCGGAAACGAGAACGUAACGCUAUGAAUGCAGCUGCGGCGGCCGCAGCAGACUUCAAAAAUGGCUUCAGCACGCAAUUCAAUGGGUUGAUGCAACCCUUCCCCGACACCGACGCGCUAUACUCAUCAUAUCCAUACAACAACUGGGCAGCUAAGGUGCCUAGUCCUUUAGGCACAAAAAGUUUUCCGUGGCCCGUUAAUCCGCUCGGGUCCGUAGUUCCAGCGAGUCAUCACCAGGGUUCCGUGAACUGCUUCAACACCGCGACGUCGAUGGGCGGGGUGGGGGGCAGCGGGAUGGCCGGCGUGGGCAGUUCGGCCGGCGUCGGCGGCGGAGUCGCGCCGUGUCCGUACACCGCGCCUCCCAACCCGUACAGCAUGUACCGCACGGAGCCGUGUCCCGCGAUGUCCUCGUCUAUAGCGUCGUUAAGGUUAAAAGCGAAGCAGCACUCCACCGGGUUCGUGGGCGGCUAUGGAGCCGUGUCGCCGGUGUCGCGGGCCGGGUCGGCGCCGCUGUCGGCGUGCCAGUACGCGGGCGGCGUGGGCGUCUCGGACCGCGUGCUCUGAGAGGAGGCCCGCGGCCGCGAGGAGGCGCGCUCGCCCGCUCUGCUGGCCGCCGCGCGCGCCUCCUAGUCGCCGCAACCCGACGCCGCACACGCCACGCACGGCCUCUACAGACAUCUGUGGGACUGGUUCGAUUGAAACCCCGUGUGCGAUGGAAGGUUAACGUACGCUCUGUUCCCGCCGUGUGCCGUGCCGGUGUUUUCCUAUUGAUCAAGGUUCGUUUCGAAACUUCGGGCAAUAAAUUUAACGAUUCGGUCUAGUUUGUAAAUAUGUAGUUAUGUAUGUACGUAUACCAAAGCGAUGUGUGCAAUUUUUACAAGCUUACUAUGUAGUUAGGUUACGAAGUUACUUUUAAGAGUGUAGCUUAUUUGAAGCUGUAAAUAUACACUUAUUAGAUUAUUUAUUUGUUUCGUAUCAUGCGAAAUUGUAUGAAGUAAGUUAUUGGUAACUGUGCCAUUACCCAUUGUUGUCCGGUUUGUACUUAUAUGUUAUUUUGUUAAGUGGUUUUAAAGGCGCCAUAAAUGUCAAGAUGGUAUAUAAAAAACUUACAUAAGUAUAGCGACUGGAAUACUUACCUAUUUUAAAAAUAAAUUUAUUAAACCCAUUCAGGCAAAACGAAGUAAUGAAGAUAUUAUGUUUUCAAACCAGAAUUUUAUCAACAACUUGAUAAAAUUGUGUUCAAAAUGUAAUAUUUUCUGAUAAUUUGGGUGACUUUACAAUGCUUUUGGCUUAAACUACCUUUGGCUUGUCGUAAUCCGGUUGAAUGGAUAUAAUUAAAUCAUAAUUAAUUUACAGUAGUUCUGUUUUAUUGUAGACUGAUUUGUAAUUAGAAAACUUUUCAAUAUUUUCAUUCAUAAAGACUUUUUUUGCAUAAUGUAGCGAACAGUACUUUUGAUAAAGACAAAACUUGUUUUAUUAUAAAACUGACUGACAACAGAAAUUAUGUUUUAAUAUAUCUUUUCUUACAUACCAUUGCUCGUGCGCAAUUUUUUAAGGUCUACAAUAAUUUGUAGCUCUUCAACUUUCGUAGCACGGCCUUACGACCCGUAUCACACGGGCUAAGUAAUGGCGUAGCGGGCGUUUUAUGGCGAAAUAUCCAGUAAUUAAAUGUUUUUACAAAAAUGUUAAUGUAACAAGUUUUGAAAUACGUACAAGUAGAUUGUGUGUUGAGAAGGCUGAUUGUAACUUUAUAAAAGGGAUGAGGGAU